GUCAAUUUGUUCUUCAUAUCUCUCCCAAAAUCCUCCAAAACCUGACCAGAGACAGAGAUAUGAACAACCACAGCAGCAGAACCUCAGAUUUCAUCCUGCUGGGACUCUCUUCCAACCCCCAGAUGCAGAAACCCCUUUUUGACAUCUUCUUCAUCAUGUACAUGGUCACCAUGGUAGGGAAUGUGCUUAUCAUCCUGGUCAUCCACUCUGACUCCAGGCUCCAUACCCCCAUGUACUUUUUCCUCAGCAACUUAUCAUUCAUGGAUAUCUGCUUCACAACAGUUAUUGUGCCCAAGAUGCUAGUGAACUUGCUCUCAGAAACAAAGACCAUCUCCUACGUGGGAUGUCUAGUUCAGAUGUACUUCUUCAUGGCCUUGGGGAACACUGACAGUUACCUGCUAGCCUCCAUGGCCAUUGACCGACUGGUGGCCAUCUGUACCCCUUUACAUUAUGAUGUGGUGAUGAGGCCACACUGCUGCCUCUUCAUGCUCCUGGGCUCCUGCACCAUCUCCCACCUACAUGCCCUGUUCCGUGUUCUUCUCAUGUCUCGACUCUCAUUCUGUGCCUCCCAUGUCAUUAAGCACUUUUUCUGUGACACCCAGCCCGUGCUGAAGCUGUCCUGCUCUGACACAUCCUCCAGCCAGAUUGUGGUCAUGACUGAGACCCUGGCUGUCAUUGUGACCCCCUUCCUAUGCAUUCUCUUCUCCUACCUGAGAAUCAUUGUCACUGUGCUCAGGAUCCCCUCUGCAGCUGGAAAAUGGAAAGCCUUCUCUACCUGUGGCUCCCACCUCACUGUAGUGGUCCUGUUCUAUGGGAGUGUCAUCUAUGUCUACUUUAGGCCUCUGUCCAUGUACUCAGUGGUGAAGGACCGGGUAGCCACUGUUAUGUACACAGUAGUGACUCCUAUGAUGAAUCCUUUUAUCUAUAGCCUGAGGAAUAAAGAUAUUAAAAGAGGUUUGAAGAAGUUAAUGGACAGAAUUCACUCAUAG
Molecule: messenger RNA, 989 nt
Organism: Arvicola amphibius (Eurasian water vole)
Lineage: Eukaryota; Metazoa; Chordata; Mammalia; Rodentia; Cricetidae
Product: olfactory receptor 1L4
Exons: 1
Coding region: 60-989 (309 amino acids)
Biological process (GO): G protein-coupled receptor signaling pathway
Cellular component (GO): membrane
Molecular function (GO): G protein-coupled receptor activity; olfactory receptor activity
Source: RefSeq, a predicted model, not a curated record